UCGGUGACACAGUGCUCGAUAGGUACAGCGAACUGUAAGAGAAAUGCUCUAAAUUAACACCAUUAUAAGAAGCUAUGGAACCCCCAGACGCAUUUUACGUCAAGGCAGAGUACAUAGAAACAGCAUCAGGGAACAAAGUCAGCCGGCAGUCGGUCCUGUGCGGCAGUCAAAACAUAGUACUCAAUGGCAAGUCCAUCAUCCAUUCCGACUGCAUCAUCAGAGGUGACCUGGCCAACGUCCGAAUUGGCCGGAGCUGUGUCAUAGGUCAAAGGACAGUCAUCCGUCCACCCUUCAAGAAGUUCAGUAAAGGUGUGGCAUUCUUUCCUCUACACAUCGGAGACCAUGUGUUUAUUGAAGAAGACUGCAUUGUUAAUGCAGGACAAGUGGGUUCCUAUGUACACAUUGGAAAAAAUUGUGUCAUAGGUAGGAAGUGUGUACUGAAGGACUGUUGUGCCGUAGCUGAUAAUACUUACUUGCCUCCGGAGACCGUGGUUCCUCCAUUCACACUGGUCUCAGGAAAACCAGGUGUGAUUGCCGGUGAGCUACCAGAGUGCACCCAAGACCUGAUGGUGGACUUCACACGGGGGUACUACUCUCAUUUCCUUUCGGUCCAAGAAGUCAAAUGAAAAAUGAUAAUCCUUAUCUGCUGUACAUUAAAGGGGGCCAUGCAAUAGACGUUUUAAAUGGAAUUCUUGAAAUGCACUUAUGUGCACAAUUUACUUUUGUGUUAAACGGGCUUGCAACUUUUCCUUGGAUCCGCAGAUUUCCUCCUUUUUUACUUCUCAUGAAUGCCAUUACAAAUUGAAAAAC
Molecule: messenger RNA, 810 nt
Organism: Patiria miniata (bat star)
Lineage: Eukaryota; Metazoa; Echinodermata; Asteroidea; Valvatida; Asterinidae
Gene: dctn5
Product: dynactin subunit 5-like
Exons: 6
Coding region: 75-626 (183 amino acids)
Source: RefSeq, a predicted model, not a curated record